Pistacia vera is the source of this 1099-nucleotide messenger RNA. RefSeq lists its product as uncharacterized. Lineage: Eukaryota; Viridiplantae; Streptophyta; Magnoliopsida; Sapindales; Anacardiaceae. The record is from RefSeq and is a predicted model, not a curated record. Bases 475 to 966 code for a protein of 163 amino acids. The transcript has 2 exons.
CAGUGAACAGAAACCAUUUGGUUUUGUAGUUUAAAUGGAUCUACCCAGGCCUUAAGAUUGCUUCUUUUGUAAUUGCGCAUUUAUUGAACUGACGGAAGUGCUGCAACUUGAAUAAAGUUGAUGAAAGAUAAUGAUCUUGAUUGUGCUUGCAAGAAAUGAUAGAUUUUCAUUUAGCAUAACUUUUGUAAAUUGUAAGCUUUGUUGACAAAAAUUUAAUGGUUUGAAAGUUCAUUGAAAGCACCUUAUCAGUGGCUAAGAAUGUUACUUCUGAUAUGAAUGGUAGGCAGGGUUUCGGGAUUCAAAAUCAACUAGAUUUUGUGUAUCUACGAUGAUGGUAGAUGGACCGUCUUUUGUAGGGUGAAUAACUGAUUGUUCUGUUUCCUUUUUCUGAUAAUUAUAUGUGCAUUAUUGUAGCUUUGUAUAGACGUUGCUGAUAUUAUAUCAUGAUAUGUUUGCAUUAGUGAAUGGUAGAAGAUGGCUAGAGAAAAUGUCACACUAAUGUGUUACUGGAAUGGGAGGAUAACAAAUGGAGCACAAGGCAUUACUUAUAAAGGUGCCGUCCCAAAGCCUACAAGGGUUAGCUACGAAACAACACAUAAUCAGUUGCUGGAAAAGAUGUAUGAGAUUACUGGGUUUCACCAGCAACAUAUUAAAAUGAAGAUCAUAUGCAGGUAUCCAGCUUGUCAGGAAUUCAUACUUGUGCCCAUUACUGAUGAUGAGUCUUUAGACAUUGUAUUUGAUGUGGCACAAAAGCCUGGAACAAAUUGUUUGGAAUUGUAUUUGGAAAGAGAACCAGCAAGCAUAGAUAGCCAAGUAAAUAUCACAACACAAAUCCAUGUGGAUAAUCAAGUCAUAAUGUCGGACUACUAUGACAAUCAGGGCCAAGUGACAAGUUUGUGCUUGUGUUGCAAGACUAGCAUAGAUCUGAAGCCAUAUGGGCAGGAGAGGUUAGUAUCACUUCCUUGAGUCCUUCUCUAGCCAUCCGCUAUAGUGAUUGGUUCAAUACAAAAUAAGUGAAGAAAAGUGAAGUCAACGCAAUACUUUGAUUGCAAGACCCUAGUGUCUUAACAUGUAGAUAGAGAUUGGGCACAAUGAUGCG